Molecule: messenger RNA, 1491 nt
Organism: Paraphaeosphaeria sporulosa
Lineage: Eukaryota; Fungi; Ascomycota; Dothideomycetes; Pleosporales; Didymosphaeriaceae
Exons: 1
Coding region: 302-1225 (307 amino acids)
Cellular component (GO): cytoplasm
Source: RefSeq, a predicted model, not a curated record
CAGGAUGUCGCCCUAGUCGACAUGUGUGCGAUAGACUCUCAGGCUACAGAUGAUGUUCAUGAAGACGACGAUGAAGGCUAAGGCCAGCCGUGUUGGUCCUCUUUAGUCAGCGAAACCAUCACGAUGGCAGCAGUCUCGUGAAGCUCGCCCGGUACCCCUCCAUCGUCCACUUGCGGCAUGUCUCGAGCGAUCGAUUUUUGCCUCCUCGUCCUCCACCCAACGCAGCAGCGCCUCUGCCUCUUUCCUCCGUAACAGACCUACAAUCGCUUCCCCAUCGCUCGCUACUUAGACCCCGACUCCAAUGACGGCGCCGCCCUCGCUCCACGCCGACCGCAGGCAGCUCAUCUGGCAGCGCGUCUACAAAGAGCUGCUCAAGCACGCGAAACCAGACUCUCGCUUCCACUACGACUUCCUCUCGUUCACGCCCGAUUUCCGCGGCUCUUCGGCGGCUGUGGACCGCCUGGUCCAGUUGCCAUGCUACAAAGCGGCGACCACCAUCCUGGCCACGUCGGACGGCAGCCUGGAAGAGCUGAGAUACCGCGCGCUCAAGGAUGGGAAGAAGGUACUCGUGGGGACGUACAGGCUGCGCAGGGGAUUUGUGCUGCUCAGCCCGCAGAGGAUCGCCGAGGCAGAGCUGCAGGUUGCGAGCUGGUUGGACGGCAUGGAGAGGCCUGGGAUCGGGCGCCACCUGUCGCUGGCGCAGCUGCAGGAAGAAGGCAUAAAGGUGGAUCUUUGCGUCUUCGGGGGUCUCGCUUUCAAUACGCAGGGCGUGGUUGUAUGGGAAGGCCAGGGCCUCUUCGAAGUCCAGUGGGCGCUCCUCCACGAUAUAAAAGUCAUGCGGGAGCAGGUCCCUGUGGUGGCCGUCGCACAUGACUGCCAGGUGGUCGACGAGGCCGAGCUGGGCCUGGAGCGCAUCAAGCCUAGAAAGGCUGCCGAGGUGCAGUGCGACUACAUUAUUACGCCCGAGAAGACCUUUGAGAUCAAGGACGCCGUAAAGCCAUCCUCGGGCGUGGACUUUGACGCCGUUGAUUCAGCGGCGUUGGAGAAUAUCCCGCCGCUGCAGGAGCUCAAAGGCAUUCGCAUGAUGGAGUCUAUCAUGAAGAAGGGCGGGUUCAAAGAGGACAAGAAAGCGGAACAGGGGCCUAGUGCUGAAGAACUGACGGGCAUAGAAAUGAUGGAGAAGAUAAUGAAAGGGUUCGCGGACAGCAUCUCACCGUCCAAAUAAACGUCAAUGAUCAUCCUCUAUUCACGUCAUCUCAUCUGGAAUGACUGGACUUGAGCAUUGCCGCUCUUUAUUGUUCACAUCCUACUAUUUCCUAGAACUGAGUGGUUACACAGAGUUGACUCGAUAUAUCGCACUGCCGAUAGCGGUGGUUAUUAUUACCACGGAUGGUCAUCUCCUCGCUCAGCACAGCAUCAAUUUACCUUCUUCUCCACCCCCUUACAACAUCUCCAAUGCCCGUCCCCCAUCCCGUCCCCCUCGCCCCGAAC